UGUCUUUACAUCAUUUCAGUUUCAUCACCCUGUUGAUGUGUUGUAAUUGCGGCUGCUUAUUGAUAUAUUAAUAAUUGGUGAUGCUUUAAGAAUUUCGAUAGAAAGAAUUUAUUAUAAAGAUUUACGGACACGGUAAAUUAUGGCUAAUAGACUUUUAAAGGAUCCAGCAACAGCCAGUAGUAGAAUUUUUGUAGGACAUUUGCAGACAGAAACUCUAAACAGAGCUGAAUUUGAAGAACAUUUUGCAAAGUAUGGUUCAGUUGUGGGAUCAGUAAUAAAUCGUGGUUUCGCUUUUGUACAAUUUGAUGACGAGCCAGCUGCACGAGCUGCUAUACAGAGUGAAAACGGUGCAAUGUUUAAAGGAAGACGAAUGGAUGUAAAACCUGCGAAGCAGGAUGGUCCAGGAGGUGGUAUGGGUGGUGGCGGAGGAGGGAUGGGCGACGGAAUGAAUAGACAAGGUGGACCAAAACCAUUUGGUUUUGGAAACGAUUCAUUUAAAGGUGGAAAUCAAAAUUUUCGGGGAAAUAAUCAGAAUUUUGGCGGUGGAAAUUCAAAUAUGGGAAAUGAUAAUUCAUUUCAAAAUACAUCAAUGCGAGGAAGUGAUGAAUCAUUAAAUCGAGGGGAUCAAUUUAAUGACAACAAUAUGGGAGGUCGAGAUAAUAAUGAUCAAUUUAAUAAUGACAGACAGGGUAAUCAGAAUAGAGGCGGUAAUGAUUCAUUUGGAGGUGGAAAUCAAAAUAGAGGUGGCAAUCAGUUUGGUGGAGGUGGACCUAAUCGACCUGGUGGUAUGUUAAAUCAAGGUAUGGGAGGUGGUGGAGGAGGAGGUGGCGGCGGCGGUAGAAAACGUGGUUCUAGAGGUGGCAAAAAUCGAAAAAAUAUGGAUAAUUCUGGAGGACCUGGUGGUCCUGGUAAUCAGGGAGGUCCGGGUGGUCCUGGUUUUAGAGAUCGCAGUCCAAUAAAUAGAAAUAAUCGUAUGGACGACAUGGGUGGACGUGACUGGGAUAUGGGUAAACCAAAUAUGGGAGGAAGAGGAGGUCCUGGUUUCGGUCGGGAUUCUUUCAAUGAUGGAAAUCGUUACGAUGAUUAUAAACCUCAAUUUGGGCCAUCUGUACCACCUUCUGAUUAUCCUCCGGCACAAAUGGAAAAGAAUGACUGUGAGAUUAUUGUUGUUAACAAAUCCUUGACGGAAUAUGCUGAAGUAAUUGAAUCACGUCUUAAAAAAAUAGGACUGACGGUAGAUUUGUUAUUUCCAAAUGAAGAAGUUCCUCUAAGUCGAGUACUUGGAAAUAUUGCAAGUAGAGGUUGUUUAUACGCAGUGGUGAUCAUGCCUGUUAAUCAAGAACAUCGUUCUUUAACAUUAAAUAUUUUACACGGCUUACCACAAGAACACAGAAAUAUGCCCGUGGAAGAUGCGAUAAAUUUAAUUGCACGUGAUUUUGCUAAUUGUAAAGCUGGUAAUCGUUCGGUUCCAUUAAAUAUUCCUAGCAAUAAUGAUCGUCAUCCUGAUGCUGUUCAAGUGCUAUUGAAUAUGUUAGCUGACAAUUUGCAAUUAACGGUUCUUCAAUACGAUAGGAUAAUAAAAUAUUUGGAAAUAAAAAGAGAAGAGCAAGUACAAAUUGAAAUUGGAGAUUCAAAAGAUUUACAUAAUACAAGUACACUAUCAGUCAGUGAUCCAAAACAAGCUGAACUACAGUCAAGAAUUCUUAACAUUCUCAAUAGUAAUAAGACAAAUACAACUGGACCAGCGCCGAGUCCAGUUCCAGCUCCUACACCAGCUCCAGUACCUUCAACCACUUGGGGAUCGGCAGCUUCAACAACCGCCGUUUCAUCGACGACAACAACUACAACAUCAGGGGUCACUCCAUCGCCACUUCUCAAUGAUCCAACUGUACAAAAGGCUCUAGACAGUCUUUUACAAGGAAAUUUAUUGAAAAGCAUUGGAGAACCACAAUCACCUGCAACAACAUCUGCACCACUAUUUGCCGCAUUUCCCAACAUUGGUCGUUUUUAACCAAUUUAUAUUUUGAUACUGAUGAGUUUUUUUUUAAAUUUAUCUAAUCACCAUGCAAAAUUGCUUUUCUUUUUAAAGUGUAGACAAAUUGAUGCAGUAAAUAUAUUGUAGUAAACACGUUUUUAUAACGGAUAGAAAGAAAAAAAGUUUUACAUGCAUAAUUUCAUACGACAAAAAAUUAUUUACACUCAUAAGUGAAUUAUUAUCACUGAAAUAUUUAAUUAGACUACUUUUGAAAUAACUUGAAUAUAAAAUAAAUUUAGUGAGUAGGUAUCGUUUACACUUUAAAGACAAAUGCAUUGUCACAUAAUUAUACUCCCUUUUUAUUAUUCAUUAAAUAUUUGCGGGAAAUAUUACAUUUUAAGUAUUUAGUUUUAUUUUUCAACGUAAUCUAAAAAACUUAAUGAAAAAUACGUAAACAAUUAUUCCAUUUUGAAAAGUUCUUCUCGCAAAAAUACAUAUUUUUCGCUAAGUAAUUAAUAGAUUACUUAUACAUUUGUAUGAAGAAAAAUAAUAUUUAAUGUUUUAUUUCCA
Messenger RNA from Leptopilina boulardi, 2545 nucleotides. It is a transcript of the gene Neos, whose product is annotated as nuclear receptor coactivator 5. The coding region runs from base 140 to 2011 and encodes 623 amino acids. The record is from RefSeq and is a predicted model, not a curated record. The transcript is spliced from 8 exons. Lineage: Eukaryota; Metazoa; Arthropoda; Insecta; Hymenoptera; Figitidae. Gene Ontology annotation, molecular function: RNA binding.